UAUUACCUGUGCGAUAACUACAGAAACUUCUUAUGAACUCUGAUACUUCUUAAAAAAUACUGACUACACUCAGUAUUUAUUGACUUAAAUUAUAGUUAACGUUUAAGCACUUUAAAGAAAAUAAAUAGGAAUACAUUUUUAUCAUUCGCAUAUAACCACACCCGUGUUUACAACAAUUUAUUUAUAUUAGGUACGAUUUAAUUGUUUUGAUUAUACUUUUAAAAAAGAUAUUACUAUGGCUUUAGUAAAUAAAACCGUCAUAAUAGUUGGAGCUGGUGUAGCUGGAAUUGCAGCAGCGACUAAACUUCUCAAAAAUAACGUACAAGAUUUUAUUAUUUUAGAAGCAGAAAAUCGCCUAGGAGGACGUAUUCAGACGAUUCCAUUUGGAGAUGGACAUAUUGAUAUUGGCGCACAAUGGAUCCACGGAGAAGAAGGCAAUGUAGUAUAUCAAAUGGCUUCAGAAAAACAUUUAGUAUCGGAUUUUAGAGAUACAAUGGAGGAUUUUAUGAACUCUGUAUUUGUUACAUCGACAGGUCAAAUUAUUCCAAUUGAUCUUUCUAGCGAUUUCAUCAAAUCGUCUUAUUCUAUUCUUGAUGAGAGUCCUGAAGAUGAUUUAGAACGAUUUAUGUCUAUUGGAGAACUUUUUCAAAAGAGAUUAGAAAAAAUGACCAUUAAGAAUAAAGAAUUACCAAUUAAACAGAUGGUAAAUUGGUGUCACCAUUAUCAAAAUUCAUACAAUGGUAGCGAUAGUUUGUAUGAAGCCUCAUCUAUCAAUAUAGAUACAUUCAAACAUUGUCCUGGAUAUCCUGCCAUUAGUUGGAAAUCAAAAGGUUAUUCAACUAUAAUUGAUCUGUUAUUGGAAAAAUAUAAUGAUCAAUCAGAAAAUCUACAAAUAAAAGAUAAAUUAAUCUAUGGAAAAGAAAUUGUGAAAAUAUAUUGGUCAGGCGAUCGAGCAGAAAUUAUUUGUGCUGACAAUAGCCACUUUCAAGCAGAUUAUGUUAUACUGACGGUUAGUCUUGGCGUUCUAAAAAAUGUGUAUAAUGAAUUAUUUGAACCUGAACUUCCAGAGUACAAGUUAAAAGCAAUAAAGAAUUUAGGAAUUGGAACUGUUGACAAACUAUUUUUGAAAUUCCCGUACAAAUGGUGGUCUGAUAACAUAUCUGGAUUCAGCUUUUUAUGGUCUGAUGCUGAUCGUGAAUUAUUCAUUAAUGAAAACAAGAGUCGUGGAUGGGAUUACUUAUGUGAUGUCUUUGGUUUUUAUAAAUGUAAUAAUUGUCCAAAUACAUUAUUGGGAUGGAUUGUUGGUUCAGCAGCUAGAAAAAUGGAACGCAAAUCAAUCGAUGAAAUCAAAAUAGGAUUAAUGUAUUUAUUAAACAAAUUUUUAGCCGAUAAAUUCAUCAUACCAUUUCCUGAUUUAGUUACUAGAUCUCAAUGGGGAACUAAUAGUCAUUUUUAUGGAUCAUAUUCAUUUCACUCAAUGAAUACAGACAAAGAAGGCAAAGCUAACAAUGAACUAGCUAAACCAUUAGUCAAUUCAAAAAAAAAAGAGAUCAUUUGUUUUGCUGGUGAGGCAACACAUAGUCAUUACUUCUCAACCGUACAUGGUGCUAUUGAAACUGGUUGGCGAGAAGCUGAUAGAAUUUUAAUUCAUUUAAAAAAUACUGGAAUAUAAUAUAGCAUUUUUUUUUCCAUUAACCCUUAUUAUUAUUGUAAAUAAAAUUUAUAAAACAGUUAAAAAUAAAAAUAAAUAUUUUAUGUAUUUUCUUUUAGCUUCGAUAUAAAGCUGAGAAGGUAUUGAUUUUACUAUGAUGUGUAUUUUUUUGUGACAGUAAUCACUUUUUCUCACCGAACGAAUUUUAACGGCACAUCAAAAAAUCACAAAUCAAGUCGAAGAAAUUACCUUCAAAAUUGAAUUAAUUUCCCUCGUUCCCAACAAAUGGGGAAAACCUCCGAAAAAAUUAAAACUUAAAAAUUGCCAUCUAAAAAUAAUGAAAACUACAUACACCUCUAUAGGAAAAUUAUUGAUUCAAAAUUAUUGAAAAAUCAUGAGCUUUUGACAUUCAAAAGCCAGAGAACCCUUGUACACUCAUUUGAAUGUAAAAAUAUAUAUAUAUAUAAAAUAUAUAACGAACUAAAAUGUUUAUAUUGGAUACACCCAACCUAACAACAGUCAUAGGUCAAGUGGGACAAAUGUUAAUGAAUGGGUUAAUAAUAAAUUCAUUAUUCUUCUUAGAGUGUAUAGUACUUAUUACUUCAGAUAGGACAAUACCAAUCGUCAAGUAUAUAAAAUAUUUAAAUGUUUAAAUCCAAGUAGAAAAUUAAAGGUUAUGCAUUUCGUUCAAAAAUGCAUUUAUAUUUAACCCACUUGGCCAUAAUAUAAUAAAAAACAAAAAAAUGAUAAAAAUUAUUAAUAUGUUUUAAGGAAUAAAGAAUAAAAUAUCUUUUUUUGAAAAAAAAGCUGCAUUAAUAAAGACUUCUAAUGAUGUAAUAAUCAAAAAUACAUUGGGUAAGACCAAUGAACUAGAUAAAGAUAAAGAACACGUAAAAUAUGAAAUAAAUAUAAAAUAUAAAAAUACAGAUAAUUAUGGCAAGAUAACUGAUAGCUUAGAAUUAAACUUACAGAAAGAACAAGAACUUGAUCAAGUCCAACAUAAUGCUAACGAACAGAACGAAACUAAUGUAGAUGGUAGGAUUACCAAUAACCCACGAGAAAGAAGCGAUAUAUUUAAAUUUGAAAGUAAUAAUAAACAGCACAUAGAGGAAGGAGACUGUGUAAACGAGCUAGACACGACGACAGAUGAGAAAAAAAUUGAUGAUUGCGAUGAGAUAACUGAUAGCUUAGAAUUAAGUUUACACGAAGAAAAAAAACUUGAUAAAAUCCAACUUAACACUAAAGAUCAAAAUGUAUUACCCAUUAUUCAGAUGCCUAAAUCAUCAAAAACGCCAAAAUGUCAAAAAAAUAAAAAAGAAAAAAAAGAAAAGGAAAGGAAAGAAAUCCCAGCGAUGAAUGUGAAAAAUAAAAA
Molecule: messenger RNA, 3023 nt
Organism: Daktulosphaira vitifoliae (grape phylloxera)
Lineage: Eukaryota; Metazoa; Arthropoda; Insecta; Hemiptera; Phylloxeridae
Product: spermine oxidase-like
Exons: 10
Coding region: 236-1672 (478 amino acids)
Molecular function (GO): polyamine oxidase activity
Source: RefSeq, a predicted model, not a curated record